Molecule: messenger RNA, 1754 nt
Organism: Austrofundulus limnaeus
Lineage: Eukaryota; Metazoa; Chordata; Actinopteri; Cyprinodontiformes; Rivulidae
Gene: chic2
Product: cysteine-rich hydrophobic domain 2
Exons: 6
Coding region: 167-673 (168 amino acids)
Source: RefSeq, a predicted model, not a curated record
GGAUGUUGAUGUUUUGUUCCGUAGCUUGGUCAGCGAUCUGAACUACUUCUUGGUCUUUUUGGGCCAAUCCUCCCCGCUUCGGACGCUUUCCCCUGCCAAGUUUUUUCAUCGAAGCGCCUCUCCCGGGGUCUGUACCGGGCAGAGACCCGCCCCGAGUCGUCGUGAGAUGAUGGAGGACUUUGACGAGAUCUACGAAGAGGAGGAAGAAGAAGACGAGGACAGGGCCGCGGAAGAACAGCUCCUCAAGUACGCACCGGACCCGGUGGUGGUGCGAGGCUCCGGCCACGUCACUGUGUUUGGACUCAGUAACAAAUUUGAGUCAGAAUUUCCUUCGGCACUUACAGGAAAGGUGGCGCCGGAGGAAUUCAAAGCCAGUAUAAACCGUGUGAACAGCUGUCUGAGGAAGACCCUCCCUGUGAACGUGAGGUGGCUCCUGUGUGGCUGCCUCUGCUGCUGCUGCACUCUGGGCUUCAGCCUGUGGCCCGUCAUCUGUCUCAGCAAGAGGACGAGAAGAUCGAUGGAGAAACUUUUGGAGUGGGAAAACAACAGACUUUACCACAAGUUGUGUUUGCAUUGGAAACUUAGUAAAAGGAAGUGUGAAACCAACAACAUGAUGGAAUAUGUAAUCCUAAUAGAGUUCCUACCUAAAAUCCCCAUCUUCAAACCAGACUAGCCGGACCACCGACGAGCCAGAACACCCACCUGCUGCCCAGCUCCGUCUCAAAACUGCAAAGACUGCAAUGCUCCUGAGAAAAUUCUCCCCCUGAAAAGCUCCUGCAUUUGUUUACGUUUGCCCUCCGUCUUUUAACCGUUGCCCUCAAAUGUACCUUCUCUACGCCUUUGUUUACAAAUCCAACACUCUUACGUUCUUUUUUUUUUGUUUUGUUUUGUUUUGUUGGUUUGUUUUUGCGGGGUGCAGGGGAGAUUUGCCGUUGAACUGGUGAGCUGCAGCUAACGAGCAUCAGCCUGUGGAGCGUUGAGCUGAGAACCAGCCAUGAGCACCGAUGUGGAUUUUUAAACCCGCAGCUGGAGACUGAACACUCGAAUUGAGUCCUAUGACGGAUAAAAACUGGAUGUUUUGUCACCUUUAUGGUUACUAACUUAAGCACACAGCACAGCCGGGCCACAAUAAAACACUUUAAUGUCUCACAUCUGCAAAUAAAGCUGUUGGAGGUCAUGGAGCCAAGGUGGAACAUCAGUUCUGUGGCAGACAAACUAGACUCACAUGUUCAGUAAACAGCUAUCAGAUGUCUUCUUGCCCUGUGCACCACCAGUGACAAUCACACACUGACUGCACUGUCAGUGAGUGGGUCUCAGUCAUACACAGCUUAUAAGAAACUUUGAGUUCAGUUGGCUUUAGAAGUCAAGAGACGAUGAAGAGCCUUUCUUUUUCUUUACUUUUUUGGGCUCAGGAUUUGUUUAACAUGUUGGUGAAAACAAUUCGUUUUUGCAAAACGUGUGUGAGUGACAAAAGAAACAAGCAAAAAAUAAAAAGAAAUGCAUAAAAAACAGACAUGAAGACACUUUAAAACAGUUUUUAUUUUUUUGCAUAGCUAUUAUUUGUGACUUUGUGAACAUAUACUAUUGAUAACAUCUUUUUUUGUUGGAAACCUUUUAUUUCUUCCUCUCUGUGGUCAUGUGUUAACACUGAAAGCACAGUAUUGCGAUGUCCUUCACUCCUUUACAUGGCCUCCUUCACCUAACUGCUAAUCUACUUAUUUGUGUUUAAGUGGAGCAUAAAGAUGUGAGUCAAA